AUGUAUAAUGAGAUAGAAGGAAAUUACGAUGAUGUCGCCAUUAGCACAUUCAAGAGGGGCCUGCCGACAGAGCAUGGUUUAAGAAAGUCCCUGACUGGGAAACCGGUCACUAGCGUGCGCCAACUCAUGGACAGAAUCGACAAGUACAAGAGAGUCGAAGAAGACCAACAGACGGGAAAGGGCAAAGCGAAGGUUAUCCCUCAAGAGAGAAGGGACUUCAGGUCGGACCGCUUUAACAACAGUAAUCGGCCGAGAAGGGAUUAUUCGGAGCAGUCUGGAUCCACAGGGGCACAGGCAAUCCAUGCUGUGUUCCGAGAACCAUUACAUAAGAUCCUAGAGAAAGUGAAGAACAAACCGUUCUUUCAAUGGCCAAGCAGGAUGGCAGGCGACCCCGCAAAACGUAAUCAGAAUCUAUAUUGCGCGUAUCACCAAGAGCCGAGUCACACCACCAAUGAUUGCAGGAAUCUGAAAAACCACUUGGACCGACUGGUCCGAGAGGGGAAGUUGAGACAUCUGUUGCAUCACCCUGUCGGAUGGCAGGAGUAG
Molecule: messenger RNA, 546 nt
Organism: Quercus lobata
Lineage: Eukaryota; Viridiplantae; Streptophyta; Magnoliopsida; Fagales; Fagaceae
Exons: 1
Coding region: 1-546 (181 amino acids)
Source: RefSeq, a predicted model, not a curated record